Messenger RNA from Cicer arietinum (chickpea), 1285 nucleotides. Its product is annotated as dof zinc finger protein DOF4.6-like. Gene Ontology annotation, molecular function: DNA-binding transcription factor activity; DNA binding. The record is from RefSeq and is a predicted model, not a curated record. Gene Ontology annotation, biological process: regulation of DNA-templated transcription. NCBI's taxonomy places the organism in Eukaryota, Viridiplantae, Streptophyta, Magnoliopsida, Fabales, Fabaceae.
CCAACUGUUCACAUAGUAGACCGUCCCCCACUCACAUCUUACAAGCCUCUCAAAAACAUUCCCUUUUUCUUCUUCUUCUACAAAGCUGCAUCAUCACACACACACUCUCUCUCUCUCUCUCUACUUAUUUCAACUGCAUCCUUUUAUCAUCAUCAUCUUCUUCUUCUCUUCAUCAAUCCAUGGACACAACUCAGUGCCCACAGGAGAUAGUAGCAACAAAAAAUACAUGUGAAAAAGCAAUGUUAGAGAGAAAAGCAAGACCACAAAAAGAAGAAGCUAUAAACUGUCCAAGGUGUAAUUCAAUUAACACAAAAUUCUGUUACUACAACAAUUAUAGCCUCACACAACCAAGAUAUUUUUGCAAAACAUGUAAAAGGUAUUGGACUCAAGGUGGAUCUCUUAGAAACAUUCCUGUUGGUGGUGGUUCAAGAAAAAACAAAACUACUACAACAACUUCUAAUUCAUCAAAAAACCUACCUCAAACUUUGUUGUCACAACAAAACCACAAGAUCCAUCAUGAAGAACAAAAACAAGAUCUGAAUUUAAGAUCUUGUGGUAACAUAACUGAUUUGAUUCAACAAAACAACAACAAAAGUUCUGUUUCUUCAUCAACUUCAACUACAACUAUUGAUCCUAUUAGUGCUGCUUCAACUUCUCAUCAUAAUCUUUCAGCAUUGGAGCUUCUUACUGGAAUAACUACAAGUUCAAGGGGUUUGCAAUAUUCUUUUAUGCCUCUUAUUCAAGGUGAUAAUUCCAACAAUGUUUACAGUAAUAAUUGUGGAUUUCCAGUUCAAGAUUUUAAGCAAGUGCCAAUGAAUUUUUCUUUGGAUGGAAUUGGAGGAAGUGAGUUUGCAAGUGUUGAUCAUCAUCAUCAUGGUGUGGAAGAGAGUAGUGAAGGGAGGGUUUUGUUUCCCUUUGAGGAUUUGAAACAGGUUUCAAGUACCAACCUAACAUUGGAUCAGAAUAAUAUUAAGGAUGAACAAGGUUAUAAUUCAAGUGGGUUUUGGACUGGAAUGUUGGGAGGAGGAGGAGGAGGAGGCUCAUGGUAAUGGUAAUUAAAAUUACGAUUACACUGCAAAUCUUUAUAUCACAAUUGAUGUUGCGAACUGCAUUUUAAAACUAUGAUAUCAUGGUGCUCACUUAAUUUCUUAACUCAAUGUCUACUAAUUGAGAAAGUUGAAUUGUCUACAUAAAUUAGUAAAAACAUUAAAUUAAUAUUUGAUUUUAGUGUCUUUUAAUACUUAAUGAUGAAAAUAGAUAUGAAUUUUAUAUUUUUGGAGUUUAA